AUGGCUUUCUCUGCUGGACCCAAGCGUUCGUGGAUGGAUAGAGUAAAAAUGGACAAGAGACUCAGUGAUGAAGAGCUGCUGAAUAUUUUGUUGUAUGACGAGAUUCCUUCAGAUGUGGACUCAAAUAUUGAUUCAGAUCACGACAAUGAUGAAGAUUUUCAACUGGAAAAUUCAAAUACUGACGACAAUGUUCCCAUAUUCGACAUAACUCUACCUGAUACCAUCAUUGAUGAUAAUGAACAGCCAACUUCACCUGCCACUGUUCAACCUCUGACAGACAACAUUGCAGCAUCAUCUUUAUCUGGUACACCGAAAGUCGGGCAGCAGCAGUUCGGGAGGAUUCUUCUCGUCGAGAAAGAAGACAAGCAACCAACAACCGCAGCCAACCCAACACAAACCGCCAUCUCAACCAUCUCCAACGUCGUCCGGGUCGUUCUUGGACAACGAACGAAAGACUGGAGGCCAUGUUGGAUCGGGUCAGCCCGUAGGCAACCGGCCUGGUGGCAACACCCCAUCGGAUUCGAGCACUACAACAACAGACAGCCGUCCGCCCCCCUCCCUCCCGGCCAUCAGCCAACAGGUGGACUGGGCUCGGCCUUUGGAGGUGCCAAGCCCAAUAACCCACCCUAUCCUACCCACAACAACCCUGGAGGAUUUGGCAGCAACCCAGGAGGCUUUGGAAGCAACCCUGGAGGCUUUGGUAGUAACACAGGACACCACCCACAAGGAGGAUACAAUUCGCCUGGAGGAUUUGGAAGUAAUACUGGUGGUUUUGGGCAUAACCAGGGUGGAUUUGGAAGUAAUACUGGGCACCAUCCACAAGGAGGCUACAAUUCACCUGGUGGAUUUGGAGGCAAUACUGGUGGAUUUGGAGGUAAUACUGGUGGAUUUGGAGGUAAUACUGGUGGCUUUGGACACAACCAGGGAGGAUUUGGAAGUAAUACUGGUGGACAUCAUCCACAAGGAGGCUACAAUGCACCGGGAGGUGGAUUUGGAGGCACUCAUCACAACAGCCAACCAGGAUAUGGAAAUCAACCACAUUACAACCAACCAGGAGGAUACCAUGGUGGACAACAACAUGGAUAUGGAGGUGGUGCUCCUGGAUACCACCCACCAGCCAACUCCUAUGGAAGUUAUCCAGCUGGAUAUGGAGGACAACCUCACUAUGGAGGAGGCCACAGCCCACAGUACAAUCCAGGUGGUUUUGGAGGUGGCUAUCAUCCAAGUGGUGGCUAUGGUGGUUAUGGUGGACAAGGCUACAUGCCUGGUGGAAAGGUGAAGAGUGGCCCAGGAAUUGGAACUGGAUUGCUUGGAGGUGCUGCAGCUGCUCUGCCUUUGGGUCUACUGGUUGGAUAUGGUUUGGGUUCGAUGGGAUCUCACUCGUCUCCAUUCUCUGGCUCUUCACACUCAGCAGCCCCAGCCUCCCCAGCUGCUGCUGCUGCUCCUGCCAACAACGAUGCCUUCAAUGAGUGGCUCAAACAACGUACAGCUGAGGAGAAGAAGAAGGAAGAGGCAGCCAUUGCAGCUGGUGCAGUGGCAGGUGGUGCAGCUGCAGCUGGAGCUGCAGGUGCUGCAUCUUCAGUACUCAUCAACAAGGAUGGUGUCACAACUGUCAAUGAAACUGCCCUAGUCAGCAGAAUCCUGGAGCAGACAUCUAUGUGCCCUGGUGGAGCUGGUAUUCUGGAAGCCUCAUUCUUGAACACCCUAGUACCCUGCAAUGCAACAGAGGUAGACUUCCAAGAAACCAACUUGACAAUACCAUAUGAGGAUGACUGCAAGACAAUCAAAAUGACACUGAUCCAACUGAACCCUACCACCAAUGAAAACAAGUCUGUUUCAUUAACUAUUAAACAGAUAAAUGUUGAAUCAGGCCUCCCUGGAGACUUGGCCACAACUGACUGUCAAGCAGUCGAUUGACACCAACACAACUCUGUCGACUGUCGACUUUGCCAGCAUCAACUUCGUGCUGCACGGGUCCAAGGACAUCUUCCUGACAUUCCAGCCGCCCCCACCGCCCCCGCAGGAGAAGGCCGCCCAGAACGCCGACCAGGUCGGCUCGUCGAGCACCCUCACCGACACCACCACCAAGUCCUCGGCCACCACCAUUUGACAAUUACUACACGGCGGCUUCCCCUUGGUUGUCGCCGUGUCGCUAGCCACACUCCACCUUCACAAUAAUUGGUUGUGGUAAUUGCGACGUCGGACGGAUUACUAAACUGGUUUGGCAUGUACGUCGCAGAAGAGAGAAGGAAGAAUGAAUCAUAAUAGAAGAGCUCCAUCCAAAGAGAGCUACUGAAAGUACCACGUCAUAAAUUUCAACAGGCGCUUUCUCCUUAGCUGUGAACGUCAUUGACAUGCUUGCCAGAAAAAGACAUUCUUCAUUUGCAUUUACACAGACCGCUGAGUCAAAUUUAAACUAAAGACUUAUCUGUCAAUUAUUUUCACAAUAUUCAACAGAAGUUCUGACAGGAGAAUAGUUUUUUCAACUUCUUUAAUGUUCUCUAUGAACUAUUAUUGGUGCGAUUUCAGUGACAUUUGAAACAUACUUCCUCAUUUUGUUUUGUUGAGGCUGUAUUUUGAGAGGAUUGUACAUUUUCAAGUCACUGUCAGUUAUUUUUAUAAUGAAGUUUAUAAAAUAUUGAGGGAUUUACAAGGAUGGUAUUAUAAUUUAAUGACUAGAAAAAUAAUUUUUCACUCAAUCUGUGUCAAUUGAGGAAAAGUUUGUUUUAGUCUCAAGUAUUGUUUCGUCUUCUUGAAUAUUUGGCUCUCACAUUGGCUCUUACAAUAAUUCUAUAAUAAUUAAUGGACAAAUAGUUGAAUUAAAAUUUCCACGUCUAUAAUGGGAAUAUGUAAGUUAGUAAACCCAGCUGAACCACAUUACUCAACUUGUUCUAAAAAAUCUUGAAUAACAUAAAAAUCUCUUCUUACAUUCACCAAGAUUGAGGUAUUAUAAUAUACUACUAUAAUAUCAUUAUUCCUUAUUGUGAAAUCCCUCAAUGUAGAGAAUAAAAUUCUCUUAAAUGUUGAAAAACUUCUGGAUUGAGUGUUUUUCCACAACAUGUUAUUAAAAAUUGUAGUUAAAAGAUAUUUUUCUUGUAAAUUUAUUGCGUUGUUUGAAUUCUAAAACUUAGAUUGAGCUGUAAAAGUUGUGUUUAAAUAUUUUGUAGUAUUCUUUAUUGUUUGAAGGGAAUAUUUUUUUAAAUUGAUGUAAGCUAGAUACCUUUAGGGGUUUUACUGAUUUUUGACGAAAGCCUAUAUUUUAAAAGGACUUUUAUUAAGUGUAUCAGUAUAUUUUUGAUAGAUUUCAUGUUCGAAUUCGUCCAAUAAAAUAUAUUAGUUCAAAAUGUGAACGACAAGCUGUCUCAUUGACUGGUUAGAGGCCUUUACUUAGAAUUAUGGGUCCGAUUCAGAGACCAUGAGACAUUCAUUGAAGAUCAUUUUACUAUAUUUUUUCAAUAAAAACGUGUUCUAGACAUUCUUCAAUUUUCUCAUGGUUAUUCUUUUAAUUGCUAACCAGUUAAUUCAAACUUUUGAAUGAAUUAUUUAAACAUGCUUUAAUAUAAUUUGAAAUCUAUCAAUGAUUUAUUUUCAAAUAUAAUUAUGUAAAUAGCUAGUAUUGUAAUAAGAAUAUUACUUUUAUAAUUUCUGAGCAACUAAUUCAAUCGUAUAAUGCACUUUUUCUGUACAAAUACUAUAUUGUACUUGAACAACUUUCACUUUUCUAUUUUUGCACAACUUAUUCGAAUGUAUAAUGCACUUUUUCUGUACAAGUAUUUCAUUGUGUCUCAUCAAUCCAUGUCAUAAGAAAAUGUAAUUUGUGUGACUCCCACCCACUAAAGUUUUCCAAAAAUACAGGUCUGUUCAUCAAACAAUACCAAAUCAUCUUGAUGUUUCUGUUCGAAAAUGUGAAUUGUUAUUAAACGAUUUGGUUGACAGCUAAUUGUAAGUGAUUGGGUGCAAUUUGGUUCAUACAACGUAACUAGCAUUUCAAGUGGCAUUGAACUCGAAUUUUCCCCAAUUAAGUAAGAACUAUUCAAGCCACAAAUGCGUUAUUCAAGCUAGUAUGUUUCGACAACGGGCACGUGGUAAAUGUUCAAAAUUCAUCAUUAAUGUCAGUAACAAUAAGCUCAUGACCAAAUUCUGGGGGAAAUUCAAAUUUCGCUUGGAUCAACAUAAUAAUUAUCCAAUAAAACUGCAUCAUGGUCCAUUAUUAUUGCUCAGAUGUAGCUCUUGUCGUUAUUUCUGACCGGGGUUUACUCAAUGGAGAAGUUCUGAUUUGUUGAACCCAACAAAAUUUCUAAUCACGAGGAAAUCAAGUGCAGAAAUACUUUGGUACAAGAAAUAUCUUCAAAGUUUUCCUCAUAGCAUCUUGAUCAACAGAUCACUGUAUUGUGAUGUUCAUUGGACUUGACCAAGGUUCAUUAAAAACCAGUGCGUUGUGUUGAUCUUAGAGGCUUUGGGGACAACUAAUUUUAAUAGGAAGCAAAGAAUAAUCUUUUUGAAAUAGGAAUUGGUGUUAUUGAUACUGUCAUACGUUCUACUUUAAUAAUCAUGAAUCGAUAUAAUAUAUACCUUAUAUAUAUAUAUAUAUGCCCUAUAUAUAAACAGUACCGUAUACAUGAAAACAACAAUUCUCUAUUAAAAAUAAUUUAUAAUUGUUGUUUAUCGUUCAAUAUCAUUUUCAAAAAUUUCUUCAAUUCACCCUACUCUUUAAGAUGAUGAAAAAUGUUCAGUUUAUUUGAUGUGGGUGGGUUUAAAUAUGCAUUUUUUCUUUUUUUAUAGUUUGAUGUAUGUGAUAAUCUUGUUUUUUCCAAGUUUCUUCAAUUUCUUCUACUUUUCUUUCUCUCUUAUGGUUUGUUUAUAAUUAAGAAGGUGGAGGGUCUCCUAGCUACACGGUGUACAUAUAUAUUUAUCACUAUUAUUCUAUCUAGCAAUACCUAUAUAUUAUUGUCGAUUGCAAUCAUAACUAGUAGCCUAGUAUCCUUACUCUCUCUAGAUAUUUUUUAUUAAAUAUGCUGUAUUGAAAUAUUUGUAGCUUUUGUAUGUUUUAAGGGUAGUAGAUGUAUGUGAUAUCAAUAAUCGAAGGAGACUGAAAUACGAAGGGACUGCUUAUUUUUUUCUGGAAUUAUAUUUUUCCAAAAGCCAUUUCAUAACGGAUUUUUCAUAAAUCUGAACCAACUACUAGACAUGAAAUAAUCAAGUCAUAAAAUUCCUAUAGAAUAUUGCCUAAUAAAAUUCUCUCCUAAUAAAAUAUAUGAAAAAUAAUUUUCCACAAUUUACUCUGAACUUUAUAGGUCUAUCAUAAACAAUAAUGUGAUUUCAACAUGCAAAUUAUUAAGAAAAAAAUGCUUGAUUAGUCGUAAUUCAAAGUAAAAGAUCAAUGUUUUAAUGUUAAAAAUUAGAUAGUCAUAAUUGUCAUUUGAUGAUAAUAAGACAGUCCUAGCACUCAUGUUCUGGCUUGCUUUUGUGAUAAAUCAUUCUAUGUAAUCUCCUAUGAAUAUUGUGUGAUUAGUAAAGUAAAUAUGAUGGAAUCUCUAAA
Nilaparvata lugens (brown planthopper) is the source of this 5539-nucleotide messenger RNA. RefSeq names its product nuclear pore complex protein NUP214-like. The record is from RefSeq and is a predicted model, not a curated record. The coding region runs from base 1 to 1917 and encodes 638 amino acids. Lineage: Eukaryota; Metazoa; Arthropoda; Insecta; Hemiptera; Delphacidae. The transcript is spliced from 4 exons.